AUGGCUGAAUCUUAUUUGGUGCUAAGAUAUGAAGUGAUAAUAUUUUACUUCAUUGAGAUUCUUAAAAUAAAGCUUUUUGAUGUAAAACUUCUUUCGGAAAGAUUUCAACUUCUUCUUCUUCCAUUAAGUGUUGAAUUGCUUGCCGUUUCUAUUUUUGUUCUGGUUCUGUCUUUACUUUCAUUGAGUGAUGAACUAACAAUUGACUGUCAAUACUCUGUAAGAAGUCAUUGGACAGUUACCAACGUUUAUCAGUGCACUGGAAGAAUUAAUUUUAUUGGUGAUCCACAAAACAUUACAGCUGUAACUGAUAAUCAUACAGGAAGAAACAACAGUGACGUCUUGGGAUUAGUUAUUCAAAAUCAAAUCACAGGAUUUAUACCUAAAAAUAUCGAUCAGUUCUUUCCAAAUCUUAUCUCUUUGAGUUUCAUAGGGACAGGAAUUGAAAGUUUAUAUUCAUCCGAUUUGAAAGUUUUCCCAAAUUUGACGCAAAUUGAUUUCACCAACAAUUUAAUUCGUCAACUUAAUUUUCACGUUUUUGAUGAAAAUUUGGCAUUGAUGGCUAUCAAUUUCCAAUCAAAUCCAUUGGUUCAUAUAGGCCAUGGUGUAUUUGAUGUCUUAAAUCGUCUGGUUUCAAUUAACACUGUAGGAACUUGUCAUUCAAUAAGGACUGUUUUGUUUGAGAUUCCCAAUUUCUAUCAAUUCUGCCCAGCAUCAUUCCCAAUGAUUGAAACAGAAAUACUCACUGGAGAAAAUUUCGAUAAAGCAGUUGAUAAAAAAAUAAGUCGUUCAUUAUCGGAUUUCUAUGCAGAAAAAAAAGAUGAAGAUGAUAGUCUUAUUGUGAGUGAACCAAGAAAGUAA
Molecule: messenger RNA, 858 nt
Organism: Clunio marinus
Lineage: Eukaryota; Metazoa; Arthropoda; Insecta; Diptera; Chironomidae
Source: the annotation of a GenBank genome assembly